Messenger RNA from Varanus komodoensis (Komodo dragon), 3184 nucleotides. RefSeq names its product InaF motif containing 2 (gene INAFM2). Bases 94 to 462 code for a protein of 122 amino acids. The record is from RefSeq and is a predicted model, not a curated record. The transcript has a single exon. NCBI's taxonomy places the organism in Eukaryota, Metazoa, Chordata, Lepidosauria, Squamata, Varanidae.
GAGCGGCGGCGCGUCCCUCGGGGUCCCAGCCCCUUCGGGAGCCUCAGCACGACGGAGAGGGCGGUGGAGCACCGGGCCAAGGGCCGCGCCCCCAUGAAGGAGAAGGAGGCGGGGGCGGCCGGGGAGCGGGGCAAGCCGGCCACUUACACCGGGGACAAGAAGGCGCGCAUGGCGGCCAAGACCAACAAGAAGUGGGUGCGCCUCGCCACCGUGCUGGCCUACGUCCUCUCCGUCUCGCUGGCCGCCAUCGUGCUGGCCGUCUACUACAGCCUCAUCUGGCAGCCGGUGCGGGGCGGCGCACAGCCGCCCGCCCAGAACCAGCCGCAGUCGCCCGGACCGGCCACCGGCCCCGACCCCGGCGCGACGGCGCCCGGCAGCGGGAAAGACACGACGGCCUCGACGCUGAGCGGCGGGACCGCCCCCGACGCCCCGAGGAGGCCCGGCCGCGCCUCGUCGCCGUAGGGACCCGGCCCGGCCCGGCCCGGGAGGCCGUAGGCACCCAGACCCCUCGCCGCCGUGCUGCGCCGGCCGCAUCCUGACCGUGGAUUACCGGGAGCGUCGCGACCGAGAGCCCGUGGCCGCCGGGCCAAGCAGGGACCCUGGACGCCCUCAGGGACGCCGCCCUCGCCCUCUGGCCGUCGCCUGCCCCGGACGGAGGCCCCGCCGCCCGACCAUGCACUGCGACCCGCAGCGGAGUGGAGACGCUCUUUUCUCGCCUUGCAAAGCCUUGGCUUCCCGCUCCGUGGGACUCGGGCAGGGGAAACUGUAAUGUUUUUAGUUUUUACAAAUGCGCUUUAUUAAUUGGUAACUAAUGUGGGCCGGGGGAGCCACGUGGAAUGGAGCUCAGGUAUGUCUGCCCAUCUGAAAUGUAUCCUUUGUAUCCUUGUGUAUAAAUUCUUUGUAUACAGAUGCACUUAGUUAACGCAUAGAGAGGAGCUAUAUAAUCGAUAUUCUGAACACUCACACACUCACAGACACAGCAGAUGCUGAAUGAUGUUUCAAGGGCUAUUGGGGAAAGCUUGCUCGGGCAGUCACAGCUAACCUGCCGCAAAAAGGGGUAGCACAUCCCAGAACCCCAGGUGGCAGGGCCGGGUGACCCUGAGCUUUGUUACUGCUUGCUUGGCACAUACUCUGUUAACUGUUUAUGCAGGAAAGAGGUGCUGGAUCCAAUCUUUUGCUGUAAACAUGUCUGAAAGGAAUCUAUUCCGUUUCUCACUUUACACUCUGGCCUUAGGGCUAUAUGCGACAUUACAGAGUUAACCUUUGCAUCGUUGGCUCCUGCCUUUUCCCAGGCAAAGGCCAGCAGAUUUGACUCUCACUCAUCAACAUCCCUGCUCUUUCAGCUGCGCCCUUAAAUUGCGAGAACCAAGCCGCUGGAUCUCAGCUUGCUGCCCGGGUGCCAUUCCCAAUUUGUUGUGAUUUCACCCUUCUGACUGCAGGUGGCUAGCUUCUUCCUCCCAGCAAUGAAUGGGACGGGGAAGGUGGAAGCAGCUGCCCUGUGGUUAUGUUUUUGUUUUCGGGGAAACCCCAGACCACCUCUCUGCUCCUUUGUUGGGGAUGUAUGGAACUCCUGCACAAGUGACCAGGUGAAUGGCAUUCUAAAUGUCCUGCUGCCCAUAUUUCAGGUAUAGACAGAACAGUGGUACAAGCAGCCGUUCCACCAUCCACUCAUUGGCAGAUGAAGGAGCCGGUGCAGCCACCCUCAGAUACGCGGUGGAAGCUUCCUCAGCCUCUUCUCUUGAACCUAUGGCAGAAGCCGGUUCUUUUCUCUUUCAUCCUGCACACUGGAAGUUUAAACUGUGUUGGUCUCUGAGCUGCCAACAUGAAUGAUUAUGUUGGUAAGGAGAACAGAAUAUGGCUUAAAAGGUUGAUACUCACUGCAUAGCUGAAAAUAAGACUUACUUAAUUUAGGCCCAUUUUAAAAGGCUCAUACAGUUGUAGUUGUCGAAAUGUGUUUGAGAAGAAUCUGGCCAUUACCAUCGAGGUGAGGCGACAGACCCUUAUCAAAGUUGUUUUGUACACUGCAAAUUUGCACACUGCAGGCGAAUAAGUGUUGGUAUUGAAGAGCAUCUACUACAUGAACACCGUUGUGGCUCCAUGAACCUUAAUGUAUCGAGUGCAAAGGAUGCUUCAUCUCAUGCCACAAUAUAGUUAUUAGCCUCUCAAGUAAGACUCCUUGUUUUUUUGUUGGAACUGACUGACUCAGCUGCCCCUUGGGAGCCUGCACAUUGUCAUGUGUCACGCAUGGGUUUUUUCUGCUGGGAAUACUCUGGACUGGGAAACUGCUCCAUACAUCAGCUGCUUGAUCUGUGAACUUGCAGCCAAAAGGAGAUUGAUUUCUCCAUAGGAAACUGUAAUCUGGGAAGUAGCCGCUAUGCAGCAGCCAUAAACGGGGUUUAAGAAACAUGCUUUGCUACCCUGUCCAGGCCUCCUCAGGUGCAGGCACCACUGACUUCAGUGGGACUUACUCCCAGGCAAAUGUGUAUAGGAUUGCAGCCUCAAUGGCUGUGAGCACUGACAGAAGCCUGAUGCCCCACAACACCAGUGAAACAGUUUGAUGAGGUUCAGUGGUGGGUUUAUUGCUCCCCACAUCCACCCUCCCUCCCUCCCUCCUUUUGAACUAAGCAAGCUUGCUAGCUACACCCUCCUGGUCAGCUCGAUCCACUGGCUGAAGUAGCACACUCAAAAAUGCAGAUGUUUUGCAACGGAAGGAUAUGACAGUGACCUCUGAUGGAUGUGUUGUGUGGGAGGGCCACAAGCCUUCAAGAAAAAAUGCAAGACACACUCCCCUUUUUAUUAAUUUACUCAAAUAGCAAAAUAUGUACCCUUAGAGGGAUUUCUGGUAUAUUUUUUGAUAUGUUGUAUAGUUAAAACUGCUAGUCCGACAUUUUGAACAUGUAGGGACAAAUAUAUGAUAUUCUGAAUGGUUAAACUCUUGGAAAGAAUAAAACAGAAUUUUGCAAAAUGGCUUUAAUAUUGGGCUGACAAGCUGCUAGCCCUCUGUAUGGUUGUCACUGAAUGUCAGACUUGAAAGGGUUUAAAUUUAAAAGUUGUAAAUCUGCUCAAAUGUUGUCUAUAUCUAAUUCAGCCAUGUAAGCUACGUCUGUAUUCAGAUGUUCUGUAUAUUUUUUAAAAAAAAUAUUUUUAAGGUGAAAAAAAUACAUUGAAAGAUUUCUGCCUAAAA